GAGAUUUCCUCCUUUCAGUCAGCGGGCGAAAGGAUUAUUUAAUAAACAAAUAUUUUUUAUGGAGUAGUUAUAUGUUUAAAUACGGAAGCUGGUUAUUUCUAUUAGCUUGACAGCGACCGUAUUAUAGCAUCAGGAGGUAGCUUGUUCGCCCAAACGCUGACGCAGGUACAUUUAUACAUAUUUUUUUCCCUUACGGCAGCCAGAAGAGUCAAAAAUGGAAAAGAAUCUGUCCAAACUUUUAGUUGGGCUUUCCGUCCAAAUCAGUCGCAGUGAUGGUCGAAUCCACUCGGCCAUCGUUAAAUCCGUUGAUGCCUUCAAGUCUACGGCUAUGGUGGAGUGGCAGGAGAGGAAAAUGUGCCGAGGGAAGGAGAUUGAGAUGAGUGAGUUGUGCCAUCUAAAUCCAGAGCUUCUGGACCAUGUGAAUGCUGCUACCAAAGCUGCUGAGAUGCCCACCGCUGUUCCUAACAAGAAGUAUGAAGGUCGACUGCGCUCAUCCAGGAUCCCGGCUCCUCCUUCCUCCUCUGCUCCAGCGGGCGAAAAUGACGAGGAGUCAGUUGCCGUUCGGCCUCAAGCACGACAGACGUGUUUCUUCCAACCCCAGGCCCCUGUUUUGCCAUCAGUAUCAACCUUGGGAACUUCUCCAGAAAACCCAGAGACGAUCUGUCCCGAAAUGAACCCAUCAUCUGCAAGCUCUGUGGCUCCUAUUCAUCUGCGGAGAGGAAACGAAGCCAAACCAUCACAGCCGAUGCCUUUACUUCGUGAGGCAGUCAAAGAAAAUGAACCUGAGAGAAUGCCUCCUCUACCUUCAGCCAAAAGCAGAAGAAAAUCUGUGGCUCCUCAGGAAUCAAACAGAAGCAACAAAAGGGUUUCUAGUGUCAUGAAGCCCUUUGACACGCAGCCCAAGAAGGGAAAGUUUGGAGAGUCAUCUCGCCCAAAUCAGAAGUUCUAUGAGAUGAUCCAGGACUUUAGAGAAACCUUGGAAAUAACUCCGUUAACAACCACAGACCCGAUCGAGCCUUACAAGAUAUGUGUGUGUGUUCGCAAACGGCCUCUAAACAAGCAAGAGAUUAACAAGAAGGAGAUUGAUGUGGUAUCAGUACCUGGUAGAGGUGUAUUACUGGUCCAUGAACCGAAGCAGAAAGUUGACCUAACAAAGUACCUGGAAAACCAGGUCUUCCACUUUGACUACUCCUUCAAUGAGAAUGCCACCAAUGAGCUCGUCUACAAGUUCACAGCCAAGCCUUUGGUGCUGUCCAUUUUUCAAGGUUGCAUGGCAACCUGUUUUGCCUACGGCCAGACAGGAAGUGGGAAGACCCAUACGAUGGGAGGGGACUUCACGGGGAGGCAGCAGAACAGCGCUAAAGGAAUCUAUGCCUUGGCAGCCCAAGACGUUUUCACCCAUCUCAACCACAGGAAGUAUGCUAAUCUGGAUCUCUGCAUCUACGUCAGCUUCUUUGAGAUUUAUAACGGCAAAGUGUAUGACCUGCUGAAUAAGAAGGCCAAGCUGCGUGUUUUAGAGGAUGACCGGCAGCAGGUUCAGGUGGUGGGGCUGGAGGAGGUCUGUGUGUCCUCAGCUGAUGACGUCAUCAAGAUUAUACAAAUAGGGAGUGCAUGCAGAACAUCAGGGCAGACCUCAGCCAACGCCAACUCCUCACGCUCCCACGCCGUCCUCCAGAUUGUGCUGCGGCGCAGUGACCGUGCCGCCACGCUGCAUGGCAAAUUCUCAUUGGUCGAUUUGGCAGGCAACGAGCGUGGCACAGAUGUCAGCAGCAACGACCGCAGCACUUUAGUGGAGACGGCGGAGAUCAACCGUAGCCUGUUGGCUCUCAAGGAGUGUAUUCGUUCUCUGGGGAGGAACAGUGAUCACAUUCCUUUUCGGAUGAGUACUUUGACCAAAGUGCUCAGGGAUUCCUUCAUUGGAGAAAAGUCCAGAACCUGCAUGAUUGCCAUGGUGUCUCCGGGCAUGGCGUCCUGUGAAUAUACAAUGAAUACACUUCGCUAUGCAGACAGAGUGAAGGAGCUGAAUGCCGGUUCCAAAGCCAUUGAAGCACAGAAGGAAAAGGAGCCAAUAAACAGUUCCUCAGAAGAGGAUACUGCUGUCGAUACCAGCGUGCUUGAUGCCAUCUCUCAGGUGGCUGAGUUGGAGGAAAACGUCUAUGCAGAGCUAAAGAGGGCAACUGAACUUGUUAAAGAAAUGGACAAUAUCUCAUACAGCAUUGAGGACGGACUUCCUGAUCUAGUGGAUCAUUCCAGGAAGUUAUUGGACUCAGUUCUGGCUUUGCAGUCUGCUGUGGAAAAGGAGCGCAUGGCAAGGCUGAACCACUGAGACGCCAAAACACCACCAGAGGGACAACCUGUUUUUCAACGUUUUCUUUGUUUUUAUUGUAAUACGUACUUUAAAUAAAAUGUAACACUAA
Messenger RNA from Girardinichthys multiradiatus, 2417 nucleotides. It is a transcript of the gene kif2c, whose product is annotated as kinesin family member 2C. Gene Ontology annotation, molecular function: microtubule motor activity; microtubule binding; ATP binding. The transcript is spliced from 22 exons. Bases 215 to 2326 code for a protein of 703 amino acids. The record is from RefSeq and is a predicted model, not a curated record. Lineage: Eukaryota; Metazoa; Chordata; Actinopteri; Cyprinodontiformes; Goodeidae. Gene Ontology annotation, biological process: microtubule-based movement.